This is a messenger RNA of Gadus morhua (Atlantic cod), 908 nucleotides long. RefSeq names its product P1, F-box associated domain containing (gene nccrp1). Bases 83 to 712 code for a protein of 209 amino acids. Gene Ontology annotation, biological process: ERAD pathway; glycoprotein catabolic process; SCF-dependent proteasomal ubiquitin-dependent protein catabolic process. Gene Ontology annotation, molecular function: ubiquitin protein ligase activity. Gene Ontology annotation, cellular component: cytoplasm; SCF ubiquitin ligase complex. The transcript has 6 exons. The record is from RefSeq and is a predicted model, not a curated record. Lineage: Eukaryota; Metazoa; Chordata; Actinopteri; Gadiformes; Gadidae.
GCCUGCUCUACUGCUGUAAUAAAUGUCCGCAUAGACUUCCUGGUUUCUCAUUGUGGAAGGAACCCCUACAACCUUACACAUCAUGGCUGCCCUGAAGCAGGUCUGCGAAUCUCAGCCGUUCGGACGGAACUUGUUGAAGAAUCCGUCGCCUUACGGUUUGACUCACAAAACCCCUCCUCCAGAAGUAGAGCUCAGUGAAGUCCCCCCACAGGGACCUCCCCGUUUCCAAGCCGAAGGUAACUACACUGACUGGACUACCAGAGUAGAACGUCUCCCCUUAGAUAGAAGUAGAAUACCCCAGGGCGCGGCUGUGUGCGGUUUACCCGAGUACAGCUGGUUCACUCUGGAGCAGCGGGUGGACCUGAAGGCAGAAGGAAUUUGGGAUGAGUUGCUGGAUAAAUCUCAGCCAGACAUUGAAAUACAAGACUGGUAUGAGGAGAGCCAGGUGCAUGAGCACAUCUACCAGCUGCAUGUCAAGUUACUGACCGCCGACGGCCAGACGGUCAUCUCAGAGCACCAUGUCGAGCCUACCGAGGACCGCUCCAACUACAAACACACCUGGAAAGAGGUGUCGCAUGUGUUCACAGGCUAUGGUCCUGGGGUGAGGUACGUCCUCUUUAGCCACCGAGUGAAGAACAUGUUCUUAAAUGAGUUUUUCCCUACCCUUGUUACCGACAGCUCAGUCACUGUCAAAAAUACCAAAUUCAAAUGAUCAGUCCAUAACUCAUAUUAUAUGGAGAAAGAACAUAUCACUGAAUAUUUCAAGUCAGUGCAUGUAUUAUUUUCUUACAGUAGCCUACAUUCAUCAUUUUAUUAUCUGAAGAAAUUGCCUUAUUUUGAUUUUGUAGAUUACGAUAUUAAAAUGUUGGCUACUGUUUAAUCUAUUAAACACAUUUUAAUCAUGAUAA